Molecule: messenger RNA, 699 nt
Organism: Cryptosporidium muris RN66
Lineage: Eukaryota; Apicomplexa; Conoidasida; Eucoccidiorida; Cryptosporidiidae
Product: MYND finger domain-containing protein
Exons: 1
Coding region: 1-699 (232 amino acids)
Biological process (GO): regulation of transcription by RNA polymerase II
Cellular component (GO): nucleus
Molecular function (GO): DNA-binding transcription factor activity, RNA polymerase II-specific
Source: RefSeq, a predicted model, not a curated record
AUGGAUUGCCUUGAUAAUAUCUACCAUGAAAGUUUUAAAUAUAUAUACAUACCAUAUCAUGAAAGUGAUAAAGUUGAACAAAUGGAGUUCUCUGGAAAAGAGGGGCAUUUUCGAAAACGUUUACAGCAGCAUUUCCGUAGUAAACUUAGAAAUGAAGAAAUAGUGCGUCUACAGAAAAGUAUACAAUUGGAAACUUCUAUAUCUGAUUCUUUACUUGGAGAAGCUAUAAACAGUAGUCAAACGUAUGAAAUUAUUAGUUUAAUACUUCCAAAAAAAGAAAAUAACUAUCGUGCUGUUAAUGCAUAUAUUGACUCUGUUGGGAGAAUUAAAGAUAUGCCUAUUAACCCUCGUGCAUCUAGAAUAUGUUCUAGUAAUAUUCGUGGAGAUUGCUUCAUUUCGGCUUCAUUUGAUAAUGAGGAUAUCUUUAAGAGGGUAAACUUUACUAUUGAGGAUUAUGAAAUAAUGUACAACAAUCCACCACCUAAAGAAAAUAGAUGGGAUGUUUCGAAAAUUGGUGAUAUAAUAAAUAAUCCUAUAAACGCCUUCUCAAACAAAGAGAAAGCUGACUUAACAAGGUGUGAGAAUUGUAGAAUAACUUCCUUGCCACUUAUGAGGUGUGGAAGAUGCAAAAAGGUCUUAUAUUGUUCAGUUACUUGUCAGAAAGAAGAUUGGAAAUAUCAUAAAAGAAUUUGUAAAUAG